AUGGACACCUCACUUAUUCCUCAUCCAUUAAAAACUGGUAUUACCAACUGGCAAAACUGUAUAAACGCUUCCAAUUCCGCUGCAGGAACUCUGGAAACCAAAUCUCAGCGGCGACCAGGAUCCGGAUGCUCUAUUAAGAACUUCAAUCAACCUCAGUUUCAUAAUAAAGAGAAAGGAAAGUCAUUUUCGUUAAAGGAAUGUGCAAUUUCUCUUGCUUUGGCGGCUGGGUUGAUAGCCGGGGUUCCUUCAUUGGAUUGCUCUAGUAACGCAUAUGCAGCUACUCCUGCAUUGCCUGAUCUUUCUGUUUUAAUAUCUGGACCUCCAAUUAAGGACCCAGGAGCAUUAUUAAGGUAUGCUCUUCCAAUUGAUAAUAAAGCUAUUAGGGAAGUGCAAAAACCACUUGAGGAUAUCACAGAGAGUCUCAAGAUCGCUGGAGUCAAAGCACUUGAUUCCGUGGAGCGAAAUGUUAGGCAGGCAUCUCGAUCUCUUAAGCAGGGGAAGAGUUUGAUUAUAGCAGGCUUGGCUGAAUCAAAAAAGGACCAUGGAGUUGAACUGCUUGACAAGCUAGAAGCUGGAAUGGAUGAGCUUCAACAGAUUGUUGAGGAUAGGAACAGAGAUGCAGUUGCACCAAAACAGAAAGAGCUGCUUAAUUAUGUCGGAGGUGUUGAAGAGGACAUGGUAGAUGGGUUCCCUUAUGAAAUCCCAGAAGAAUACAGAAGUAUGCCUACAUUGAAGGGGAGAGCAGCUGUGGACAUGAAGGUCAAGGUUAAAGACAAUCCCAAUUUAGAUGAAUGUGUGUUCCACAUUGUUCUAGAUGGCUACAAUGCUCCAAUAACUGCUGGGAAUUUUCUAGAUUUGGUGGAACGGCACUUCUAUGAUGGCUUGGAAAUCCAGAGAGCGGAUGGCUUUGUUGUUCAAACUGGAGAUCCUGCAGGUCCUGCAGAGGGUUUUAUUGAUCCUAGUACAGAGAAAACUCGGACAAUACCAUUAGAAAUCAUGGUGAAUGGGGAGAAAGCACCUUUCUAUGGAGCAACGCUGGAAGUAAGCUCCUCUCUGUCUCAUCUCAUGUGCUUUUUACAUUAAACAUAGAUGAUGGUCAAAAAGCAGGGUAUGGCUUCAAUGUUUUGUCAUCUCUGCUUAAAGUGCUUUAGGCACUUAUUUCCAUAACUUCAUGUUUUAUGUAAUGGUACUUGAAAUGACUAUUCAAAUACAUAAUUUAUGGACCAAAUCAUCAGAAAAGUGGCUUCGAUGACACAUUGAUAAUGGUAUUAAAGCUCUCUCAGGAGGUUGAAUUUCAAGCUGCAAAUUGCAUUAUAUGAAAAUUCAAGUAUAUUUAGUCGUAGUCAUAGCUUCUGCAUUUGUGUGAUGUGCCUGAAGCCCCUUCUAUGGAGUGACUAUUAUUCAUGUUGGAUUUUUCUCCUUGAAAUGGAAAAUUUAGAAAUGCAUUGUGAAAUUCCUUUUUUUUUUUUUUUUUUUU
Messenger RNA from Jatropha curcas, 1477 nucleotides. The record is from RefSeq and is a predicted model, not a curated record. Lineage: Eukaryota; Viridiplantae; Streptophyta; Magnoliopsida; Malpighiales; Euphorbiaceae.